GCAAGCAAGCCGAGGAGUCAAAAACUGGCGCAAGUACAAAUUAUUUAAAAUUUGUUCAUAAUAUUCCUCUUAAAAUCGAAAACAAAGUGCUUCACGACCUUCAGCAUUGGUUGUUCUUCAAUUGUACGUUAUUAUUGCCAGAGAGGACUACGAAACCGCAGCCGUUGUAAACAAUCAUUCAUCAGUAGCAGCGAGCGAUGUCCUCUUCGGAUGAAAAAGACGACGGCGGCGGCGGUGCCGAGGAUCGAUCAUCCGAAGAAUCGGAAAUCAAAAUCAAGGAAGAACCUGAUGACGUCAUGAUGGACGUUGACGGAUCCCCGCCGCCGGCGUUUGGUCCUGCUGCGCUGGGUUUGCACCCGGUCGGGACAAAGUUCCCGGAGAAAACCACUCCGACGCAGCCGGUUCAGGCGUUGAACGCGCGCGGGAUGCCCGCCAGGAUACGGAAAAAGAACAAGCUGUUCUUCGAUGACGAUCUGUUGAUAAACGAUCGGAUUCCGCCGAAGGGAAGCCCCCGAAAGGGCGGAACGCCAGGUGGAUCGGCAACUUCUUCGCCACAGAAGGGAUUGGUGACACCGGGGAAAACGCUGACCCGUUCAGGACAGAAGAAGAAGAUCUUGUCGCGGUAUGUCAAGAUGAAGGACAGUUUGAAAAAGCGCAAGGAGGAUCCGGAUGAAGGGACGAGCAGUACGCCCCUGCGGGUAAUCAAUCCGAUUGCCCUGCUGGACAAAAAAGCGAGCCAGCGGAUUGGACUGCGGUUGAGGAAUCUGCUGAAGCUGCCGAAGGCGCACAAGUUCGUGAGCUACGAAUGGUUCUACAGCAACAUCGAUCGCGCACUGUUCGAGGGCGAGAACGACUUCCAGAUGUGCUUGCGGGAGAUGUACCCGGAUCUGAAGACGCGACAUUUGACGAGAGCCGAGUGGAACCGGAUUCGCCGAACUAUGGGAAAGCCGAGACGUUGCUCGGCUGCUUUCCUGGCGGAAGAACGUCGCGAGCUGGAGCGAAAGCGUCGCAAGAUACGUCUGCUGCAAACCAAGCGCUCGGGAGAUGUCUCAUUCGUUCGGGAUCUGCCCAAGGAGAUUCCGCAGCAGCUUUCCGUGGGUACCAAAGUCACCGCAAGACUGCGGGCCCCUCAGGAUGGUUUGUUCACCGGAACCGUCGAGGCAAUCGAUGUGAUGUCCAGCUCUUAUCGGGUGUGCUUUGAUCGGCCGGGAUUGGGCUCGCAUACGAUUCCGGACUUUGAGGUCGUGGCGAACGACACUCCGGACAAGAUUGCUCUGAACACGAUCACCAAGGACUUCCGACCAAAGUAUCAGAAUGCUUCGUUCUAUGUAGCUUCUCCGGCGGUCAAAAAUCCCAUCACAGGAAUUAAAGGCGAUCCGCUGCUCGGAGGAGAUAGCUAUCCGAAGAUUCCUGGUAUGCCCGACAACAAGAUGCUUUUCCCGAAGGACAACAUCGGCGGAUUCCCUGUGAAACUUCUGGAGUUGAUUGUUCGGACUAGAAAAACCCUAUCUGCCAAACAGAUGAAGCUGCUUCGCUUGCAGAACAUGAACUCGGAAGCAGAGAUCUACAAGUCCUACGGAGAUCCGUUUCCGGAGGAAUUUCAGAAGCGCUACGCUUCGCUCGUGGUGGCCAUGGAGAAACUCAACCGGGACAUCCAUCAGCAGCUGAACCAACUGCAGGUCAGUUGUAAGAAUCUCGCGCAGGAUCCGGCGGUCGUGGCCAUGGUUUCGCCGAGUCACCUCCGGGAGCAGUGCCGCGAUCAGACCGAGAAAACUUUCGACAAGAACAACAACGGCCAGCUAACGAACGAUGCAAUGAUCAAGCUGAUCAAAGAUCUCACCACGGUCAUGUACGUGGCUUCCAACCUGGGCAAGAACGGGGACCAAACGGAACACUGCCUGCAGGUGCUGAAAGGCUGCAUGGAGGAGACCAAGGGCCGGUUGGAUUUCGACAACAUGGUCUCGUUCCAGCGGGGAGUGGUCCAGCAUAUGAAACAUAUCCAGGCCGGCUUCGAGGCAGCUCACAGGCAGAAAGUGGCCGAGGAACAGCAGCGGCAACAGUUGCUGGACCAGCGGCAAUCCGAGGUGGACGCGGCAGCAGCUGCUGCGGCGGCGGCGGCGACGGCAGCCGAGGUGGAUUCUGUCGAGAACUGAGCUUGGAGGCAGGAGGGUGCGUGCAUUUUUCUUAUAUAUUCUUUUGUAUUAAUUUUUUCAAGUGGUUAAUUUUAGUGCAGAGUUUUUCUUCUUUCCUCGAGAUAUCCAAUGAAAUACGAUAUAAUAAAAGAAUUCGACAUAA
Aedes albopictus (Asian tiger mosquito) is the source of this 2295-nucleotide messenger RNA. It is a transcript of the gene mip130, whose product is annotated as protein lin-9 homolog. The transcript has 3 exons. Gene Ontology annotation, biological process: DNA-templated transcription; regulation of transcription by RNA polymerase II; regulation of cell cycle. The coding region runs from base 198 to 2153 and encodes 651 amino acids. The record is from RefSeq and is a predicted model, not a curated record. Gene Ontology annotation, molecular function: DNA binding. Gene Ontology annotation, cellular component: nucleoplasm; transcription repressor complex. Lineage: Eukaryota; Metazoa; Arthropoda; Insecta; Diptera; Culicidae.